CACUUUUACAGGGAUAUUGAUUCAAAUCCACUCGGACCUACUUUGCCAUCCGACAUGUUCGCUGGCUUUAGUAAGAUGGAUAUUCUGUAAGUUAGUAGCUCUAGAAAAUUCUCGAAUGAUUUCGAAACUUGUUAUAAAAACGCCGAGUGCGAACGUGAUCAGUCACGUGCAUGCUUGACUACUCUCUCACUGUUCCUUUUAGAUAACGUCCCUUGUUUUAAAAAGUUUAAACGUUUUUGCCCAGCGUUUUGCUUCCGAAUGUUGUUUAUUUAGCCAACUGAUUUGUGCUCCUUUGGGUCGAUUCGGCUUUUUCUCUUUCGACUUAGUGGCCAUACCGAUAACUACGCCUCAAAUUAAAUGAUUAUUCGUUUUAAAGUGUCUGCUAUCACCAGAUCAUGUUUCACACGAGUUACAAUCAACUUGAUAAAGCUGGAUCAACGUAGAAAGUUGCGUUAUUUCCUUGCGGGUUCAAUUUUACAGAGAGUGAAAACAACAAAUUUUAAAUGAAAUACAUGUUUUUCACCUCUUUAGAGGUUGGCUGCCGUUCUGUAACAAAACUGUUUUAAACUACUGGUUCAAUAAUCCCCCCUCGCGAUCCAGCUCUUUCAAUAAAAUUCUUGACUAUUAAAAUAUGACUUAGGAAUGGUGUUUGUACUUUGGCUGAAAAGAAAAGAAAAACAAAAUCAGAAAAGCAUUGGAAGUGACAGAGAAUUCAUUCGUGAUAGACUUGUCUCAUAAAUCCGUUGUUAGAACUUUCCAUAGUUACAUUGUUUGACAGUUUCUACUCUUUCCUUCACUUCAAACUAUUUCGCGACUUUUUUUCAUAGCUCCAUGAGAGGCUGCCACCUGGAAGAUAUCGAAAAUGGAACAUUUAGAGCCAUGAAAAAUCUUACAGACCUGUGAGUGAAUUUUUUCUUGGAUAUAUUUAUUGAUUUUUCAGAUGUCCGAGCGAUUGUACGCGGUAUGCGUCAUGAGAAGAGCGUUCCGAAAGUUAUAUGUACAUAAUGUUAACUAGAUCAAGAAGUUGUGUUUUAUGUUCUGUUGUGCAGACACUUCUCGUGACGUUUGACUUAGGCAAUCUUAGCAGGUUUAUUUUGCCGAAACUUUUCUAAGCCCGACCAUCCACAAGUCAUUACACAUUUGUCCGUUUUUAGUGAUCUGUCCUUCAAUAAGCUGGCUCAUAUACACAAGGGUACGGUGGAAGGACUUACUGAUCAGCUAACAAAUCUGUAAGUAAAUCGUCGUUAAGGAACACCGUUAUUUACAGAAUAAUAAGAACUUACUAAAAAGAAAUUUUCAGGAGACCGCGAUCGUUUCUAUGGACAGUGGUUUAAACCACGGAUAGUACCUUUUGUACCGCCUUGUUUAUUUCACAUUUGAAUAGAUAGGCCGAUUGACUUUCAUAUGCAUCUAUGCAAAGCAGAAGCAAUACGACCCUUCUUCCCUCCUCCCCCCUCGCCUCCACAGACAAAAAAAAAAAAAAAAAAAAAAAAAAAGAAAAAAAAAAGAACUGUUUUGACUCUUCUAACAAUUGAUAGGUACCUUGACGGAAACGAAUUAGAGACCAUAAGUGAUGGAACGUUUAAACAGUUUAAAAUUCUCCAAAGAUGGUAA
This is a messenger RNA of Pocillopora meandrina, 1614 nucleotides long. The record is from the annotation of a GenBank genome assembly. Lineage: Eukaryota; Metazoa; Cnidaria; Anthozoa; Scleractinia; Pocilloporidae.